Anopheles merus is the source of this 3497-nucleotide messenger RNA. It is a transcript of the gene VGlut, whose product is annotated as vesicular glutamate transporter 1. Gene Ontology annotation, cellular component: excitatory synapse; synaptic vesicle membrane. Bases 1048 to 2916 code for a protein of 622 amino acids. Gene Ontology annotation, biological process: synaptic transmission, glutamatergic; transmembrane transport; regulation of synapse structure or activity. Lineage: Eukaryota; Metazoa; Arthropoda; Insecta; Diptera; Culicidae. The record is from RefSeq and is a predicted model, not a curated record. The transcript has 7 exons. Gene Ontology annotation, molecular function: L-glutamate transmembrane transporter activity; neurotransmitter transmembrane transporter activity.
GGCGAGAAUGUCCCGAAGGAAGAAGCGAGAGAGCAGCUAGUCGUCGGGUGAGCUGAGUCGACUGUAUCGCUAUUUGCGGGAAGAUGCCAGACAAGGACGAUCUGGAGCGCGAGCACCGUAGCCAGACGAUUGCUGACCGUCGUCGGGCUAGUAGUGCGGUGUACCAUUUUCGUAGCAGCUGCCGUGUGCGUUCUGCGGAGUCCGUUGCUGGCAGUUCGGUUGGAUGCAAGCAGACCAUCGGUGGCGCUACUAAGCGGACCAUCCUUUCCAUCCGGGGUGGGUCGCCAUUGCCUGGGCGCAGUCUGUGGUGAGCUCCCGGGGUCCUUCCCGGACCCGGUGGACCUUCGGGUAGGGUCGACGGCGGUGGUGACGGCAGUGGUGGGUACGGUGCGUCCAUCAGGGGUAAUGUAGUGUUUGCGUGCGUGCGUCCGUGUGCGAGUGUGUCGUCGGUGUACGGUGGGCCAUUGACCGGGCUGGUGUUUCCGGGGUGCAGUGUUAGGGCACCGUUCUCGAGUACAACCCACAAACCAAUGAUGCUGUGUGCCGAGGGUGAUGCAAGCCAAACGGAUGGAUAUCAAUGCAGUUGUAGCAUUUCGAUAGUGCAUUCGUCCCAGUGCUAGGUCAGUGUGCGUUCCGUGUGUAGGUGUGUGAGGUGUGGUGUGGGCUUUUGGCUAGGAAAACAACCACGCUGCAGAAUAUCACGAGGUGUCAAGUUAUUCUGUAAGGCACUACGAUCAUCCUCGAAAAAGAUCUCGUAAAGAGCUGCCUAGAAUAACUGGUUCCGGAUAGAUUGGCUGCCGGAUUUCCACCAAGAUCAUGAUUCGGGGCAGCACAACGGACUAAAACCACUACACGACCGUGCAGCUCGUUAUCGGCUUCUUUGUUAUCAGGCCGUCAGCACGUUAGCAGCUUGCCAAAGCCUGCAGUACAGCGGGAAAACCACGGCAUAGGCCGGUAAUAGCCACCUGAGAGCAGAUAGUGUGCGAGAGAGCCUAGAGCCCUCCAGGAGUUUCCCAGAGCAACCAGACACGGCCACACAAACACACGAUGCCAGGCUUCGCAGAUAUCAAGGACCGGGCGUCCAACGUUUUCGGUGGUGGGUUCGAGAAGUUCGAAAUGCCCAAACAUGGCUACGACCAGAUGGAUGGGGCCGCGGUCGGUGGCGCCUACCAGGCCGAUACUGGCGGCAACGACUCACCGAUGUCGUUCGAGGAGAUUGAGCGACCACCGUUGCGCCACGUCGACAAGUACGUCCGGGCGGAGUGUCCCUGCAUCAAGACGACCCGCUACACGAUCUCGCUGAUGACCUGUCUGGGCUUUAUCAUAUCGUUCGGCAUGCGCUGCAACAUGGGUAUGGCCAAGCUGCAGUUCGAGAACGGGUCGGUGAAAUACAACUGGACCGUCGCGAUGGAAAGUGCUGUCGAUUCGUCAUUCUUCUGGGGCUACCUAGUAACGCAAGUGCCGGGCGGUUUCCUCGCGUCAAUGUUUCCAGCAAACCGCAUCUUCGGUACGGCCAUCGCUAUCUCGGCCUUCCUGAACCUGCUCGUCCCGGGCGCCAUGAUGCUACAUCCAACGGUCGUAAUUCUGGUUCGAGUGCUCCAGGGCCUGGUGGAGGUGAGUGACUCGGAGUGUUUGCGCCUCCAAAACUUUCCAGACUUUACAGAAGCCGUAUGCGUUUUCCUCCCCCAGGGUGUAACGUAUCCUGCCUGCCACGGUAUCUGGCGCUUCUGGGCCCCUCCGCUCGAGCGCUCCCGGCUAGCGACGAUGGCAUUCAGCGGCUCGUACGCCGGCGUCGUGAUAGGCAUGCCCAUGUCCGGCAUUCUGACCGGCUCGAUCAGCUGGCACGCACCGUUCUACUUUUACGGCGUGAUGGGCCUGAUCUGGUACUGCUUCUGGCUGUGGCUGUCGUUCGAGAAGCCGCGCCAACAUCCAACCAUCUCCGUGAAGGAGCUAAAGUACAUCGAAAAGUCGCUCGGCGAGUCGGUACAGCUGCCGAUGCCGACCAUCGCGACGACCCCGUGGCGUCACUUCCUCACCUCGAUGCCCGUGUACGCGAUCAUCGUGGCAAACUUUUGCCGAUCGUGGAACUUCUACCUGUUGGUGCUGUACCAGAGUGCCUAUCUGAAGCACUCGUUCGACUUCCGGAUUGAAGAGACCGGUAUACUUGGAGCACUGCCACAUCUGCUGAUGACGAUCAUCGUACCCUUCGGAGGCAUGCUGGCGGAUCACAUCCGAAAGUCGGGACUGCUGUCGACUACCAACGUGCGCAAGCUGUUCAACUGCGGUGGAUUCGGGCUGGAGGGUCUCUUUUUCCUGGUCGUAGCACAUGCCACUAGUUCUAUGGGUGCAGUGACGGCGCUAACGCUCGGUGUUGCCUUCAGCGGGUUCGCCAUAUCCGGUUACAACGUCAAUCAUCUGGACAUUGCGCCACGCUACGCCAGUAUUCUGAUGGGCAUGUCCAACGGCAUAGGCACGAUAGCGGGCCUGAUCUGUCCAAUCGCGAUAGACCACCUGACACGGGGGCAGCCCAAAUCAUGUUGGUCAACAGUGUUCACGAUAGCGGCGACGGUCCAUUUGGUGGGCAUCACGUUUUACGGCAUUUUCGCAUCGGGCGAACUGCAACCGUGGGCUGAACCGACCGUCGAAGAGCAACGAGCCUGGGAUCCGGUUGGUUCGGGGUACGAGAAGGAAACCACCUUCAACGAGGCUGGGGACGGUGGAGCAGCGUCCCCGUCGGGGGGAAUGAUGGACCCGUCGGCACAGAUCAACACCACCAAGACGGUGUCGUACGGUGCGGUCCAGCAGCACGUGGCCAACAAUCCGUUCGCCUAUCCGACUGCGAUCAGUGAGGAAACGGUACAGCCGGAAGCGAGGGACACCUACUUACACGGCAACCCGACCGAGCGUACGUAUUGACCUGUGCGCGCUAAGAAAACCGUAACAUUUAGUAUGAACUAGAGAGGGCAUGCAGCGAAACUAUGUUUAAAAGCUGUGCUGUUUUUGUUUGUUCCGUGCAUUUGUUUGGCAGAAAAGUGCAAUAGUAAUCGUAUAUUGUAACAAUGUUCAGCUCGAUGGAAGAGGGUGGACAGGCGACACGCGAGCAAUGAGCAAACUGAAAUACAAAAAAGUAAAAUUAACCCUGCUUAAGCAAUUACAACACUAGAUAGUAAUUAACAAAUACCAAAACAAAAACAUACACAAACAAGUAGCAAAGAGGCACAUUGUAUUUACAACGUCGAAGGGUGUACAUACACUAACAGAAAAAAAAACACUGACAUAAGUAUUUAAAAGAUAUAUGCGUACAUGCCAUAAUAAUAUACAUAUACAUACAGUGGCCGGCAAAAUAAAGUGGCCACUACUUACAUUUUCACAUUUUUCUAAUUUUUUUUCGUUAAAAGUGAAGCUAUCUUUGUGUUAUAUUUUUUUAAACAAUCUUCAUUCUUUGCUCUUAAAUGUGCAAUCAAAAUUUAUUGAAAAAAUCAAAGGUUUACCAGUAC